This is a messenger RNA of Punica granatum (pomegranate), 1100 nucleotides long. The record is from RefSeq and is a predicted model, not a curated record. Lineage: Eukaryota; Viridiplantae; Streptophyta; Magnoliopsida; Myrtales; Lythraceae.
CAUUUUUCGUACGUCGGCGGCCACAUUUUCCCCUUCUUUCCCUUCCAUACGCUCCAUCUUUGUUCUCUCCUUUCCUUCAACCUUCUCCGCUCUCUCUCUCUCUCUCUCUCUCUCCAGCCACUCUGCAGGUCUUGGUUACCGGAAGAACAGCAGCCAUGUCUUUCCGAGGGGCUAACGCUCAAUCUGGGAUGGGUGUGGCGGACCACUGCAAGAGCGCGUAUCUGGAGCUGCAGAGGAAGAAGGUGCACCGCUACAUAGUCUUCAAAAUCGACGAGAAGAAGAAAGAGGUCGUGGUGGAGAAGACCGGGGGUCCCGCCGAGAGCUACGAGGACUUUACCUCCUCUUUGCCCGAGAACGACUGCCGAUAUGCUGUCUACGACUUUGAUUUUGUUACCUCCGAGAACUGUAAGAAGAGCAAGAUCUUCUUCAUCGCAUGGUCCCCUGCCGUGUCUCGAAUUCGAGCAAAAAUGCUGUAUGCAACAUCAAAGGACCGUUUCAGGAGGGAGCUCGAGGGGAUCCACUACGAGAUCCAGGCAACUGACCCUACUGAGAUGGACCUCGAAGUGCUCCAAGACCGUGCGCACUAGAAAUGCACUUUGUGAAAGACUAAACUUGUGCUGAUCAAGUGUAGUAUCUCUGUCUCUCUCUCUCUAUCCCUCUAGUUGAAGAAAAAAGAUAUGCUCUACAUAUCUCCGUAAAUAAUUGACCCACCUGCGAAGGCUGACUACGGUUCUUCCUGCUGAGAAUGCCCUGGGUUUCAGGGAAUAUCAGCCCUUCCUGUGAUGAUGCUUCUCAGGUGGAAUUCGAUAUGGCUUAUUGUUGCUGAGUGAUGAGAACUCACAUUGUAUGUUAUAAAUGUUAUGAAAUGGUGUUCCAUCUAUAGUGACUUUUAGUUUUUGAUAUAGGUUUUCUCUUAGAUUCAUUUUUGGGCAAUUUGACUGACUAGGAUGCCUUGCAUCUUCUGUGGCACGACAUUCUGUGGGAUCAUUGUCUUUGGCUCUAGGCAUUUGUGGGCAUUAGUUUAGCUGUUGUUUUCACAUAUCAAGUGAAAAUGGGUCUUGCAAAAGAUUAUUUUUGCAAUAAUCAGUUGUAGUUAUUGA